AGAAUGAGAAAAAGAAAAAGAGUUAAAUGUGUUUAGGGCGGUAGAAGUCAGAAUAGUCCCAUCGUACUCACAAAGGAAACAAACAAAAGAGAGAAGGUUCCAUCUACAACUAGGAGAAGUUGUCUGCCCAAGAAGGGACAUGCGCACUCGCCCUUCGUCUAAUGCGUAUUAAAUGUGGAAAUGAACCCAUUUUAAACCCCUAACUGCACAGGUCCCUCCCCUUUUUAAGUUUUAAGUGCUCCGCAAUAAAAAUGGGUUAGCUAGAGCGCGUUCAGAUUUGUCAUCUGUCGCUUGGUUUUUGGGUUAUGGCAAUUCUUUUCUCAUUUAAUAAAUGUGUCUCUAAACUAGGACUCUUUGUCUAAGUGUUAGCUUGCUCAUUGUUCCCUUUCUCUCUCUGCGUCUCUCUCUCUCUCUCUCUCUCUCUCUUUCUGUGCGUGUGUGAGUAUGGAAGGUGGAUUUCCCAUGCUUAACUGUCUAUUACAGCACACACUAAGAAGCCUUUGUACGUGCUCAGAUUCUUCUAAAUUUUCUAAAUGGGUUUAUGCAGUCUUUUGGAGAAUACUGCCUAGGAAUUAUCCUCCUCCAAAGUGGGAUUACGGAGGCACUGCCCUUGAUCGUUCCAAAGGAAACAAAAGAAACUGGAUUCUUGUUUGGGAGGAUGGAUUUUGCGAUUUAUUUGAGUGUGAGAAAGCAGGAAGUGGGUACAUGAAAGGGAGGUUUGGAUCAUAUGUUUUCUUCAAAAUGUCUCAUGAGGUCUAUAACUAUGGCGAAGGGAUAUUAUGUGGCAACUAUUGCAGGUUAGUAGGGAAAGUUGCAGCAGAUAACAGUCAUAAAUGGGUGUUGAAAAAAACCUCAAGUGAGAACGAUCCUGACUUCAUCUCCUCGUGGAAUAUGUCUAUUGAGCCUCAACCUAGAGCGUGGGAGUUCCAAUUUAAUUCAGGCAUUCAGACAAUUGCUAUCAUUUCAGUCAGAGAAGGCAUCAUUCAGUUGGGUUCAUUUGACAAGAUAGCGGAAGAUCUCAAUCUGGUGAUUAAUGUACAAAGGAAAUUCAGCUAUCUCCAGAGCAUACCAGGAGUCUUUGCCAUACAAAGGCCGUACCUACCAAUCCAGCAUCCAUACAUUCUUAAACCCAAUACCAGGAUGGUAGAGAGCCAAGAAACAACAUUCUCAAUUGAUGAUAACAAGCACCAAAUAAUUAGAGAAAAGAGAUUGUUUGAUGAAAGAUUCGACGACAAUCCUAUCAAGUCCAUCAGCUUGGGUUGGAACAACCCACAAAAUGGAAUUGCAGGAGCACCCAUUUGGUCAAUUCCAACUCUUUUGCCAACCAUGUCUUGCAGUCUGGGAGCUUUGCUAUCCAAGCUACCUUCUGUCGUUCCAUCAUCCUGUGGUAGCAUUGAAGCCUUUGACACAGCUCUAGUUAACUGCAACAACAGUAACCGUAGAAGCCAGAGUUCCAAAGUUGAUACUUGUGGUUUAGCAAGAGAAGUUCCACCUUCUAAUAGAAACCUGGAGUCUUGUUCAUGUCAAUUAGAUGCUGCUCAUGAAGAAAAAAGUUCCAUAAACCCUAGUCAAGAGUAGAAAAUGGAGUAGCUGGCUUUGGACUCCUGAGGCAGGGAUAAAGUACAAUAAACCUCAAUUAAUUAGGAGUACCAAACUGUAUUUAUCAUUGGCUUUUGCUUUGUUGGAUGAUAUUUCCUGAUCUUAGGUCAUCUACGUACGCCUUUGUUCAUAAACUAUCAUGUAAUAAAAACUAUAAGAUUGUUGUUUAACGAA
Molecule: messenger RNA, 1773 nt
Organism: Ricinus communis (castor bean)
Lineage: Eukaryota; Viridiplantae; Streptophyta; Magnoliopsida; Malpighiales; Euphorbiaceae
Exons: 7
Coding region: 445-1578 (377 amino acids)
Source: RefSeq, a predicted model, not a curated record